AUGAUGGAUUCUGACGAUAUUGUCACAAACGUAGUCACCGACGCCAUCACCGUUGCUACCGCCGCCGUAAGGGCGGCCGCCGACGCCGCUACCGCCGCCGUUACCACCGCCACCGCUGUCGCUAAUACCGUUACCGCCGUUACAGCCGCUGCCACCGCUACCACCGUUACCGCCGCCGCUGUAACUACCGUCGUCACGACCGUUCAAAAACGGUACUUCGAGAAGACGCCCACUGGUCUUACGAAAAAAUCGCUCAAGAAACAGACUAUACGGUACGACAAGUUCAAUAGGCUUACACUCAACCACAAACUCCACGAAAAAACAAGUCUGGCCGCCGACCGUUAA
This is a messenger RNA of Sporothrix schenckii 1099-18, 345 nucleotides long. RefSeq lists its product as uncharacterized. Lineage: Eukaryota; Fungi; Ascomycota; Sordariomycetes; Ophiostomatales; Ophiostomataceae. The transcript is spliced from 2 exons. The record is from RefSeq and is a predicted model, not a curated record. Bases 1 to 345 code for a protein of 114 amino acids.